Salvia splendens (bonfire salvia) is the source of this 1393-nucleotide messenger RNA. RefSeq lists its product as uncharacterized. Bases 39 to 965 code for a protein of 308 amino acids. Lineage: Eukaryota; Viridiplantae; Streptophyta; Magnoliopsida; Lamiales; Lamiaceae. The transcript is spliced from 7 exons. The record is from RefSeq and is a predicted model, not a curated record.
CUGGACAUAACUAAAUUAAGAAAUACUCCUACCAAGUAAUGGCGACCAACGGAGGCAGCGGCAGCGGCCGAGUCGUUUACGCGGACAAUAAAAUGGAAAGGAGACCGAUGAAGUUAGAGAAUCCAUUUACCAUAAAAGUGGGUCAAGUAUUCACCGGUUUUGGAGUUGGUUGUGGUGUUGGCAUUGGCGUCGGUCGUCCUAUAAAUUUAGGUGCAAUACCAGUCCUGGGCCAAGUCAUGAGUGCCGCCAGGGGCGCAACUGAUGCAUUUUCUGGUGUGCAAAGGCAUGUCAAUAAUUCUCUAAAGAAAGUAGGUGCAAAGAACAUUGAAGCUGGUAUUGGCUGUGGAGUGGGUUUUGGCCAUGGAUUUGGAGUUGGCCUUGCUGUGAAGCCUAGUGUGCUACAUCAGAUACAUUCACAAUUUCUACAAGUGGCAACAGGUGUGAUGGAAAGACUUGGAAUUAAUUCCAGUUCUACCCUGUCUGCUAGCCAAGGGAUUAUUUCCCCUCCAUCUUUACAAAUUGGCAAGAGCGCGGUAGACGAAUCAUCAUAUGAAAAUCGAAGCAGGGCCCAGUUAGCAAAUUCAUCAUCUAAUAAAAGGAAUGGGACUGCACUAUUUUCUCCAGAGGGGACUUUAGCUCCGAGUCCGACAAGUGCUACAACAGAUACAGAGUAUACCAGUCAAACAGAGAAAGUCCUAAACAACUUUUUGAAAAAUCUCAAAGAGGACGGUAGCUCCUCUCAGGAACAAGGUCGGGCAACUCAAUUGGAGAAUAACGUGCUUCAAAUGGUGUUGAAACACCAGGUACUCAUUGAAGAACUAAUGCAAGAAAACGAUAAGCUUCGCCAGAUAUUAGUUGAUGAGUUAAAAGUCCAACCCAGCAGGCUCCAAUCUAGUGCCACAAGCCGGAGUAAGUCCUCAUGUACCGAAUGUUUUGAAUGCCGUAGAAGACAAAGGAAAAGGUGAAAGGGACAAACGUCUUACCAAUUUCGUUAACCAGUUAGUCCGAACAAAUAUAAGUUUGUCCAUCGACUCCAUCCCAGCUGCAAUUGCGAGUUGGCAUGGUGGAUCAAAUUUUGCUUGAUCAUUACGGACACCGUGAAACAGUGUCAACUACUUCAACGCACUCUUCCUUGUAAGGAAGGAGUUAAUACGUGCGAAAUCCACCAUGGCACAUGCUCAUCAAGUUAGGCCACUUUGAAUAGAGCGUUCCGCUAUCAUAGUUGAAUAUCCGAAGAAAGUACAAUCCCGGUAUGGAGACGUUCAUACUAUGUAUGCAUUGUGCUUGUUUCAUACUUUGUCAUUUGGGGGUGAUUAUAACGAAAGAUGUAUUGUGAUUCUUGGAAAUGAACACAUUUGAAUGUUUAGUUGUGAAGAUAAAACAUUGAAAAUUA